AUGUUUGCUCAAUAUCAUUGUGAACCAUACCAAUUCUCGAGUGCAUGUCCAUGUGCUUGCAGUGUUGUCGCAUUUGCUGCACGAGUAGGUGGAAAAAUUGAUCCCGAGUUUCUUAUGCAAUGCCAAAUCCUUGAUCCAAAAUUUCAAAAAGCAGUUGACUCAUUGAAAGCUGUGCCAUUGAACUUCGAAGCUGCAUCUGAUUAUUAUAAUUACCAAGAAAAUAUCUUUAUUGAUCUAGGCGCACCAAAUCCAACACAAUUCUAUGAUCCAUGGGAAUUCAAACAGUUCAAUUCAUGGAUUGGAAGUGGUGAACAAUUGCAUUCUACAUUAGGCUUUGAUAGUAACGAUAUUAUCAUUGAUUUUAUAUAG
This is a messenger RNA of Adineta ricciae, 369 nucleotides long. NCBI's taxonomy places the organism in Eukaryota, Metazoa, Rotifera, Eurotatoria, Adinetida, Adinetidae. The record is from the annotation of a GenBank genome assembly.